AUGGUGUGGGGCCGCAAGGGGAAGCUGUUCUCCAUCCCCUUCCCUAGGCGUGGCCCAGGGCCCAUCCCCUGCCGGCUCUGCUUCUGCGUGGCCCCGGGGAAGGGGAGGGCGUCCCGCUGCCGCCCUGGGCCGUGCUGUGAGCGGAGCCCUGAGCUGGCGCCUCCCCCGCAGGCGCUGUACCACGGCAAGUUCAUCGACACUGGCUUCACGCUCCCCUUCUACAAGCGCAUGCUGAACAAGAGGCCGACGCUGAAGGACCUGGAGUCCAUCGACCCCGAGUUCUACAACUCCAUCGUCUGGAUCAAGGAGAACAGCCUGGAGGAGUGUGGCCUGGAGCUGUACUUCAUCCAGGACAUGGAGAUCCUGGGCAAGGUGACGACGCACGAGCUGAAGGAGGGAGGGGAGAGCAUCCGGGUGACGGAGGAGAACAAGGAAGAGUACAUCAUGUAAAGGGUGGCGUGGCUGCUGACCUCUCCCCUGGCUCCCCAGCUGAUGCUGUGCGGCAUGCAGGAGAUGGACAUGAGCGACUGGCAGAAGAACACCAUCUACCGGCACUACACCAAGAACAGCAAGCAGAUCCAGUGGUUCUGGCAGGUGGUUAAGGAGAUGGACAACGAGAAGAGGAUCCGGCUUUUACAGUUCGUUACAGGGACCUGCCGUCUGCCGGUAGGAGGCUUCUCAGAGCUUAUUGGCAGCAACGGGCCGCAGAAGUUCUGCAUCGAUAAGGUUGGCAAAGAGACGUGGUUGCCUCGGAGUCACACCUGCUUUAACCGCCUGGAUCUGCCUCCCUACAAGAGCUAUGAACAGCUGAAGGAGAAGCUGCUGUAUGCCAUUGAGGAGACGGAGGGCUUUGGCCAGGAGUGAUGGAGGUGGCACCAGGCUGGGCGCGCUCGCUCGCUCAGCGCGGGCAGGAGGCGCCCGUCGCCACGCAGUUUGCCUCCCUGCUUCCCCGGGAGCUUGUCUGUCACUCGUGCUAGGCUGGGGCCGUGCAGCCCAAUGGCAGACAGGCCAGGGCCCCUCCCACGGCCAGCCCCCGGCCUACCGGGGCGAGACGGGCACCAGAGCCUGCCCGCAUGCUGCUGCUGAGGGGCAGUGAAGCGGCUCGCUAGGGGCAGGCUGGAUCUCUGGCCCCACUCCAUGUGGUGCCCUCCUGGGGGCAGGCACUGGACCAGUUCCAGCAAAACUGCUGGUCGCUACCCAAUGGAAAGUCAGAGUGUGAGCGCCAGACCUUGGGGUCGGUGCAGCAGGAGCCCUGAGACACUGCAGUGUCCCCAAAGCUGGGCAGCAGUGAAGCCCCCCCCUCGCCCGGAGGAAGUGUGCACAGUCGUUCCACUCGCCCUGGGGCAGCGGGCGCUGCCAAUGAACCAACGAGCAGCCGAGAAUCCCCGGCCAUCCCAGUUAUCCGCACAGAGCCGCUUAGCAGGGUCCCUGUGUCCCUUUGGGUCAUGGCUGUUUGCUACAGCCACCGCAGGCCCCGGACACCAGGGCCGCGUGGCCAUCUCUGUCUGAGCAGCCGGGGGCUCCUGCCAGGGCCUGGUGCUGGGCAGAGCUCGGGAUCAGGCGCUAGAGCCCAACGAACGGGGGGCUGGUUUUGUCGCUUUUCCCUGCGGCUUCUCCGGCUGCAGCGAGGCCGUCGCCAAAGCGCUUCCUCGGGCGCAGUCCUGCCCCUCGGCGACGUUCCCAUGACCCGGCACUUUCCCCCAAGUGGCCAGGGCAGGCGCCCAGAGGAACGGGUUUGGGAACUCGGCCCCAGGAGCGGCGCUGGGGCGGGGCGUAGCCUGUGCUUCGUGCUGUGCGUCCGGGGUCACGGUUCAGCGGCGUGUCCGGCUGGGUGGUGCUGAUGAGCGUCAAUAGGAUCCUGGAGGCGCCGCUGGUUUGUACAAACGCACCGGUCUCGCUCCUGCAGCCACGUGGCCGAGGGCUGCGAAAUGGGCCCUGUCGCCCCUGAAACCGGCAGAGGGAGCUUUUCAACCCGGGAGCCCUCCAGCCUCGCCCUGUCAGUGGGCUCUAGGGGAAACUCUUGGCUGGAUUCUUCUGUCCCACGGGGGUGGGGGAGAUGAGGCCCUUGGUGUUACGCUGCUGCAAGAGAAGGCAGAAUCCAGUUGUUUCUGUAUUGCUACAACCUCUGCCGGCCUAGGCUGCUGCCCCAGGGAUUUCCCCCUUCCCAGGUGUGAGCACAGCUGUGGCCCAGGUGUUGGGGGUGCCCCUCUGAGUGUGAGCGCACCUGUGUACAUACCUGUAGAUAAGGGCGUCCGUGGACACAAAUUGCAGGAGCUUUGGAGCGGUGACCUUGAUCGUUUUGUACUGAACCAUCAGUGAUGCCAAUUUCUUGUGCAAUAAACAGCCAGCAGCUGCUUGGGGA
This is a messenger RNA of Pelodiscus sinensis (Chinese soft-shelled turtle), 2362 nucleotides long. The record is from RefSeq and is a predicted model, not a curated record. NCBI's taxonomy places the organism in Eukaryota, Metazoa, Chordata, Testudines, Trionychidae.